Miscanthus lutarioriparius is the source of this 2775-nucleotide messenger RNA. The record is from the annotation of a GenBank genome assembly. Lineage: Eukaryota; Viridiplantae; Streptophyta; Magnoliopsida; Poales; Poaceae.
AUGGCGACCGCGCUCUCCAAAUCCGCCGUCAAAUCCCACCCUAGGUCGCCCACCACAGCCCAGCCGCCGCCGCCGCCGCCGCCGCCGAACCCCGGCUCCAGCGCCGCGUCGGCUGGCGGUGGGGCGGCGCCUCCGCCGCCGUCGUCGGCCGCCGCUGCCGCGGCGCCGUCGAAGAACGCGGCGAUGGCGGAGCUCAAGUCGCGCGUGCUCGCCGCGCUCGCCAAGCUCUCGGACCGCGACACGCAUCACAUCGCCGUCGAGGAGCUGGAACGCAUCAUCCGCGCGCCGCCGUCGACCGACGCCGUGCCCAUGCUGCUCAACGCGCUGGCAUCCGACUCCCCGGGGUUUGCCUCACCGGCGAGGCGCGAGUCGCUGCGCCUCCUCGCCACGCUCUGCGCGUCGCACCUGGACGCCGCCGCGCCGCACCUCCACAAGGUGCUCGCUCACCUCGCGCGGCGGCUCAAGGACCCGGCGUCCGACACCUCCGUCCGCGACGCGUGCCGAGACGUCGCGGGCCAGCUUGCGGCAGUGUACCUCCGCCCUCUGUCCGCUUCCGGCGUUGCCGAGGCGGGCAAUGCGACCGUGACGCUGUUCGUGAAGCCGCUGUUCGAGGUGAUGGGGGAGCAGAGCAAAGCGGUGCAGGGUGGGGCGGCCGCAUGCUUGGCCAAGGCGGUGGAAGGGGCGGGGCCUGGGCCCGGUGCCAUCGGCAUGUUUGGGAAGCUCGGUCCUAGGAUUUGCAAGUUGCUCGGUGGGCAGGGCGUGCAAGCCAAGGCGUCAUUGCUCGGCGUCAUGGGAAGUUUGGCGCAGGUGGGAGCAAUCAGUUCCCAGAAUAUGCAGCAGACUCUGCAAAGUAUCCGUGACUGCCUUGAGAACAGCGAUUGGGCUACUAGAAAAGCAGCUGCUGAUACAUUAUGUGUCUUUGCUACCCAUUCUGGUCACUUGAUAGGUGAUGGAACUGCUCCCACCAUUGCUGCUCUCGAAGCUUGCCGUUUUGAUAAGGUAAGGCCUGUCAGAGAUAGCAUGAUUGAUGCAGUACAGUUGUGGAAAAAGUUGACUGGAGAAGAUGCAAAUGAUGGUAGAAAUAAGGAUCUAGCUGAUGGUGAAGGGAAACUGGACUUAAGAAGGUCAAUGCAAAGAGGUGGAAAAUCAGAAUCCUUCGAUGAUUCCUCUCCGGAUUCACCUAGUAACAACGUGAAGGGCAGUAGCAUAGCUGAAAAGGCAGCGGUUCUUUUGAAGAAAAGACCAACAUUAACUGACAGGGAACUGAACCCUGAGUUUUUCCAAAAGCUUGAGACAAGGAAAACAGAUGACUUGGCAGUUGAGGUUGUAGUCCCUCGCAAGACUCUUCAAUCCCACUUACGAAGCGAAGGUGAAACAGAAGAAGAUGAUGAUCCUGUUGGUCCAGCUGACAGCAAUGGAUCAGCUGAAGAUGAAGCAAAUCUAACUCAAAUGCGUGCUAGCUCUAACUUUCAAAAUAUUCGGGAUAAAUGGGCUGGCCAAAGGGGAAAUAGAAACAAAGAUACAAAAGCUAGGACAGCUGAUGUUGAAGAUAGGGGUGAACCCAGCACAAAAGAUUCCACUUCUGCAACCAUGAACAUUCCUGGAGAAGGCCCAUUCAUAAAUAAUAAAACAAAUUGGUUAGCAAUACAGAGGCAAUUGUCACACUUGGAGAGACAGCAAACUAGUCUCAUGAACAUGUUGCAGGAUUUCAUGGGAGGAUCUCAUGACAGCAUGGUUACUUUGGAGAACAGAGUACGUGGUCUUGAGAGAGUUGUUGAGGAAAUGGCUAGGGAAAUAUCACUCUCGUCAGGCAGGAGAGGUGGUGGUCCAGCGCUGGGCUUUGAUUCAUCUCCUGGCAGAUCAUCUAAAUACAAUGGUUUCCAUGAAUAUUCUAAUUCAAAAUUUGGAAGGAGUGGUGAUGGACGGAUGGGAUUUGCAGAAAGGUAUUUCUCUGCAGAUGGUAUGGCUUCUGGUACGAAAAACCCAUCUUGGAGACCAGAUUCUGAACCAUGGGACUCGUAUGCUUAUUCUGGAUCAAGAAGCGGUAUGAAUGUGAGGAUAGGAUUAGAUUCUGUUUCAUCUGACAAUAGGAUGGCAAGAAAUGAACGGAGUAAUGAUCAAGCGGGUCCUCGGAGAGGUUGGGACAAAGGGCAGGGACCCUUUAGGUUCGGUGAGGGUCCUUCUGCCCGAAGUGCAUGGCGGGCCUCAAAAGAUGAGGCAACACUGGAAGCUAUUAGAGUGGCCGGUGAAGAUAAUGGAAAUUCAAGAGCCGCUACAAGAGUUGCUAUUCCUGAACUGGAUGGAGAAGCUUUGAAUGAUGACAACCAAGGGGAUGAAAGAGGCCCACUUUGGGAGGCCUGGACUCGCGCGAUGGAUGCUGUUCAUCUUGAUGAUAUGGACUCUGCUUAUGCUGAGGUUCUUUCAACUGGUGACGCUGAAUUACUUGUAAAGUUGAUGGAGCAAACUGGACCGGUUGUUGAUCAACUUUCAAAUGAGGUUGCAAAUGAAGUCCUACAUGCAGUGGGGCAGUUUCUCGUGGAAGAAAGCUUCUAUGAUGUAGCAUUAAACUGGCUUCAGCAGUUAACUGAUCUGGUAAUGGAAAACGGCGCUGAUUAUCUCGGAAUACCUCUAGAUGCAAAGCAGGACCUCUUACUGGGACUUCAUGAUGCUACAGCGAUUGAGCUGCCUGAUGACUGGGAGGGUGCGACACCCAUGCAGAUAAUGAAGCAGCUAGCUUCAUCCUGGCGCAUCGACCUUCAGCAACUUAUCAAUUAG